This is a messenger RNA of Amblyraja radiata (thorny skate), 1482 nucleotides long. It is a transcript of the gene slc25a11, whose product is annotated as solute carrier family 25 member 11. The record is from RefSeq and is a predicted model, not a curated record. NCBI's taxonomy places the organism in Eukaryota, Metazoa, Chordata, Chondrichthyes, Rajiformes, Rajidae. The transcript is spliced from 9 exons. Bases 50 to 979 code for a protein of 309 amino acids.
CCCCGGCCCCGCCCCCGACGUCGGUCUCCUUGGUGAAGGUGGAAGGAAGAUGGCGGCGGCGGCGGCGGAGAAGACGCGGAGCCGCGGAUCCCCGAAGGCCAUCAAGUUCCUCUUCGGCGGCCUGGCGGGGAUGGGAGCCACGUUCUUCGUUCAACCGCUGGACCUGGUGAAAAACCGGAUGCAGCUGAGCGGGCAAGGAGGUCGGGCGAAGGAGUACAAGACCAGCUUCCACGCCGUCACCACCAUCCUGAAGGCCGAGGGGAUCGGGGGGAUCUACACCGGUCUCUCCGCGGGCUUGCUGCGCCAGGCCACCUACACCACCACCCGCCUGGGAAUCUACACCAUCCUCUUCGAGAAGCUGACCAAGGCUGACGGCACGCCGCCCAACUUCUUCAUGAAAGCUGGCAUCGGCAUGACGGCGGGCGCGAUCGGCGCCUUCGUGGGGACGCCCGCCGAGGUAUCGCUGAUCAGGAUGACUGCCGACGGCAGGAUGCCCGCAGACCAGCGGCGGGGUUACACCAACGUGUUUAACGCGCUUUUACGCAUGACCCGAGAAGAGGGCCUCGUCACCCUCUGGCGGGGUUGCGUCCCGACGAUGGCUCGCGCGGUGGUGGUGAACGCAGCCCAGCUGUCCUCUUACUCCCAGUCCAAGCAGUUCCUCCUGAGCCUCAGUUACUUCAACGAUAACAUCCUCUGCCACUUCUGCGCCAGUAUGAUCAGCGGGCUAGUGACCACAGCUGCCUCCAUGCCGGUCGACAUCGCCAAAACCAGAAUUCAAAAUAUGCGGAUAAUCGAUGGCAAACCAGAAUACAGGAACGGACUGGACGUUCUCCUGAGGGUCACCCGGCAAGAGGGGUUCUUCAGCCUUUGGAAGGGCUUCACGCCGUACUACGCCCGCCUGGGCCCGCAUACGGUGCUCACCUUCAUCUUUCUGGAGCAGAUGAACAAAUAUUACAAGCUCUACUUCCUGGAUCAAUAAAAUGGGCGUGAGACCGCCACACUCUUCACCCUACCUCUGGGGUUAGCGACACACGGGUGCCCGAGGCAGGGAGCAGAUUGGAGUCAAUCACUACAGUGUGUGGACACUUAUGUAAGUGUAUGUGGAGCAGCCCCAGUCACGCCACUGUGGGAGGGGACAGAUCCACCAACGAAUAUGCAAUGGCGAGAAUGUCAGAAGUAAGGCAGUGUAUGUAUGUAGGAAGGAACUGCAGGUGCUGGUUUGCGAAGACAGGCGCAUAAAUGCUGGAGUAACUCAGCGGGAGAGGCAGCAUCUCUGGAGGGAAGGAAUGGGUGAUGUUUCGGGUCUGAAGAAGGGCCUUGACCCGAAACGUCGCCUGUUCCUUCUCUCCAGAGUCACUCCAGCAUUUUGUGUCUUAUCUCCGUAAACCAGCAGGAAGUGGUUCACUCUGGUGUCUCUGGUGGCCUGGGCCCUCGUAAGUUCUAGGGGGAGAAUCCGUCACCGGCUUCUGUUCUUUUUUUUUU